CCCGCCCGCCGGUCCGCCGGUCUCUCCUGCAGCCUGCCUGCUGGGCAGGGCCGGCCCGGCCCCGCCAUGGAGUCCUACGACAUCAUCGCCAACCAGCCCGUGGUCAUCGACAACGGUUCCGGGGUGAUCAAGGCUGGCUUUGCAGGAGAUCAGAUUCCCAAAUACUGUUUCCCAAACUAUGUCGGGCGCCCUAAGCACAUGCGGGUGAUGGCUGGAGCCCUGGAAGGAGACCUCUUCAUUGGACCGAAAGCAGAGGAGCACCGGGGGCUGCUGGCCCUACGCUACCCCAUGGAGCACGGCGUGGUGCGGGACUGGAAUGACAUGGAGCGCAUCUGGCAGUACGUCUACUCCAAGGACCAGCUGCAGACCUUCUCUGAGGAGCAUCCAGUUCUUCUAACGGAAGCCCCGCUCAACCCGAGUAAGAACCGGGAAAAGGCAGCAGAGGUGUUCUUUGAGACCUUCAAUGUGCCGGCCCUGUUUAUCUCCAUGCAGGCCGUACUCAGCCUGUAUGCGACAGGACGCACAACAGGAGUGGUUUUAGACUCAGGGGAUGGGGUCACCCAUGCUGUCCCUAUCUACGAGGGCUUUGCCAUGCCACAUUCCAUCAUGAGGGUGGACAUUGCUGGCCGCGACGUCUCCCGCUAUCUCCGGCUGCUGCUGCGCAAGGAAGGCGUCGACUUUCACACCUCAGCUGAGUUUGAGGUUGUUCGGACCAUCAAAGAGAGAGCCUGCUACCUGUCUAUCAACCCUCAGAAGGAUGAGGCUCUGGAGACAGAGAAGGUGCAGUACACCUUGCCAGAUGGCAGCAUGCUUGACGUGGGGCCAGCGCGAUUCCGAGCUCCCGAGCUGCUGUUCCAGCCAGACCUGAUAGGGGAUGAGAGCGAGGGACUCCACGAGGUGCUGGCGUUUGCCAUCCACAAGUCUGACCUGGACCUCCGCCGGACGCUGUUCGCCAACAUCGUGCUUUCAGGCGGCUCCACGCUGUUCAAAGGCUUUGGUGACCGAUUACUAAGUGAAGUGAAGAAGCUUGCCCCAAAGGAUGUCAAAAUCAAGAUCUCUGCGCCUCAAGAACGGCUGUACUCCACGUGGAUUGGCGGGUCCAUCCUGGCCUCACUAGACACUUUUAAGAAGAUGUGGGUCUCCAAGAAAGAGUAUGAAGAAGAUGGCGCCCGUGCUAUUCAUCGUAAAACCUUCUAGUGCCCAAGGAGGAGGGGCAGUGUGUUGGGAGAAUGGGAGCAAAGGGGAGCCAGAGCCCUUGACCCUUUGUGGGCGGGGCUCACGUACCAGGCGUAGGGUCCCCUGCAUGCCCUGAACCCCGGGCAGGUGGUGCAGUAGCGCUUCCCUGCAGCACUCCCUUCCACACACACGCAAGCAUGCACACACAGACAUGGUAAUGUUUAGCUGCAUGGGUGAGAGUCUUGAGCUGGAAUAUAGGAACCGAGGAGCCCAGCCAUGGAUGGUUCUGGUUGUCCCCCUUGGCAGAGCCAUUUAGACCUAUGGUUCCUGGCUCUAACCCUUGGGGCUGCUUCCCCCGAGCUCUAAGGCCAGACACCCAACUGCCCCCAUUUCCUUCGCCAGGAUCCCUCCCAGAGCUGGGUGCCUGGAUGCCUGUGUAACUAGCCUUGGGGAGUGGAUUAGAGGAGGGAGCAGCCAGCAGCUCCCCACUGGUGUAUCGUUGUUUCUCAUGCCACCUCCCCUUCCUGACCUGACAGGGAAGCACAAAGAGCCAGCCACUCCGAGGCAUCCCGGACCUUCCAUACUCUGUCCCUGUAUUCCUGAGUGGAUGCCUUGGUGCAGGCUGACUAGAGGGCAGUCUGCCCUACCCAGUGAGGGGUUCUGGCCCAGGGUUGGAGCCAGGGCAGAGUAUGCAGGGGAUGGGGCAGCCAGUCUCUUGUGUUCUCCCCUUCGAGGCAUUUCAUUGAUUUGCUGCUCCUUCUCCUUGGCCCCCGUACCCUGGAUAGGGAAGAGUUAAUGGUCUUCACUUGUUGUGGGGGGAGCCACUUAAUCAGAAGGCAGACCCAGAGGGGUGAGGGGGCACAGUUCCUCUCCCAGAAAGAGGUCCUCGUUUCCCUGGGCCAGGCCCCUCACCUCCCUCUCCCAGAUAUGUACAGUAAUUUAACCCAGUUGCCUGAAAAAACCUUUUUUCUAAAUCAUUAUAGUAAUAAUUAUGGACAAG
Molecule: messenger RNA, 2176 nt
Organism: Pteronotus mesoamericanus
Lineage: Eukaryota; Metazoa; Chordata; Mammalia; Chiroptera; Mormoopidae
Gene: ACTR1B
Product: actin related protein 1B
Exons: 11
Coding region: 67-1197 (376 amino acids)
Source: RefSeq, a predicted model, not a curated record